Molecule: messenger RNA, 4964 nt
Organism: Lactuca sativa (garden lettuce)
Lineage: Eukaryota; Viridiplantae; Streptophyta; Magnoliopsida; Asterales; Asteraceae
Product: formin-like protein 20
Source: RefSeq, a predicted model, not a curated record
CGAAAUUGGGGAUAUAGGGAAUCAACAUUUGGGAUCCGGUCGGGAGGGUAACAGCGCCAUUCAAUGGCGCUGUUCAGACGCUUCUUUUAUCGUAAGCCGCCGGAUCGCCUCCUUGAGAUCACCGAGAGGGUUUUCGUUUUCGAUUGCUGCUUCUCGACUGAUGUAAUGGAAGCAGAUAUAUACAAGACCUACAUGGGGGGCAUUGUAACUCAACUCCAAGACUAUUACCCUGAAUCCGCCUUCAUGGUCUUCAACUUUAAAGAAGGUGGUGACAAAAAGACCCAACUUUCUGAUGUCUUAUCUACAUAUGAGAUGAAAAUCACAGAGUACCCAUGGCAAUGUGAAGGGUGUCCGAUGUUACCAUUAGAGAUGAUGAAUGAAUGUUUAAAAUCUAGUGAGAACUGGCUAUCACUUGCAGGAAACAGAAACGUGCUUUUAAUGCACUGUGAAAGAGGCGGGUGGCCUGUGCUUGCUUUUUUACUUGCUGGGCUUCUUUUGUUCAGAAAACAGUACACCGGUGAACAGAAGACUCUUGAAAUGGUGUAUAAACAAGCCCCUCGUGAGCUUCUUUAUCUUUUGUCCCCUUUGAACCCUCAGCCUUCACAAUUAAGGUACCUUCAGUACAUUACAAAGAGAAAUUUAGGGCUUGAAUGGCCACCAUUAGAUGCACCUCUAGCUUUGGAUUGUAUCAUACUUCGUGUUCUUCCUGUAAUUGGUGGAAAGGGUUGUAGACCUAUAAUCCGUGUAUAUGGUCAAGAUCCAUUUUCAUCAGUUAAAAGUUGUAAGCUCUUGUUUUCAACCUCAAAAACCAAGAGACAUGUUCGUAUGUAUAGAAAGGAUGAAUGCCAACUGGCAAAGAUAGAUAUUCAUUACCGUGUAAAUGGGGAUGUCGUUCUUGAAUGCAUACAUUUGGAUGAUGAUCAUGUAAAGGAGGAGAUGAUGUUUAGGGUUGUGUUCCAUACAGCUUUCGUCAGAGGAUAUGUAUUGAUGGUAGGACAUGAUGAAGUUGACCAUAUGUGGGAUGCACGCGACCAGUUGCCAAAGGACUUCAAGGCGGAGGUACUUUUUGUGGAUGCUGAUCAUCUACCAUCUAUUAUCACCACAGCAGGAGUUGCAGAAGAUGAGAAUGAGUCAGAAGGAAGUAAUUCAGCUGAUGAGUUCUUUGAGGUAGAAGAAUUAUUUGAUGCAUUCGACUCACAUCAUGACUUUAAAGAGGAACCUUUUUUCCCGGAAGAAAAUGAGCCGGAUGUCGAAAGUGAGGAGGUUGAUCCUGGUAUCCAUUCGGUCAACGACGUUGACUUGAAAUCUACAGUGGUAUUGAAAGAAGUUGAUUCAAAGCCUAUGGUAGCAGAAGGUGUUGAUUUGAAAGCUACGGCGGUGGCAGUGGAGGAUGUGGAUUUGAAGGGUAAAGUGGUGAUUGGUGACGAAUUUGACAAGAUGGAAGUAAAAUCGGAGGGUGUAGAAAAAGAAAUAAAAAGUAAAAAAGACGGAGAAGGGAAUCAAGAGGUGAAGAGGGUGGAGGAUUUGCAGGGAAAGGCGAGUGGCCGGAAAAGUACGGCGAACUCAAAAGCAGGGACAAAUGUAAGACAGGCAAAACCAGAUGCUAUGUCUAAAUGGAUUCCUUCUAAUAAAGGAUCUUAUACGAAUUCAAUGCAUAUAUAUUAUCCUCCAACAGCAUCGAGACAUGUAAGUGCACCUCCUGUGCUAGCUCAAUCGAAGGAUCCUAGAUUAGUGGAGAAGAAGGUGGUUGGAAAGGGAGGGCGUGUAUCUGGGAAACAAGCUUCAUGUCCGCCAUCGUUGGAUGUUGAACGAGUUAACGUUGCAGCAGGUGCUUGCCGACCUUCUGAUGGAUCACUUGACUUGCCAAAAUAUUUGAACAAUUUAAAAUCAGAUGCGGGUCCGGCCCAUUCCCAGGUUCAGGCCCAAGCCCAAGCCCAUAACCAUGUCACUCCAUCACCGGUAGCGGCAGUGGCACCUCCACCUCCAAGUUCCGUUGAGCUUGAAACUUCAACAGCGAAAGCUACAAGUCAGAUCAGUCUUCCACAGCCACCACCGGUAGUCCAUGGGGUUCUUCCGAAUGAAUCAGCAGCUGGUGUUUCUAAAAUUGAAAAACCUAUACAAGCUGGUGUGGUUCCACCCAAGGAUAACCUAAAACCUCAACAACCGGUGGCUCCUGUAUCUCCACCUCUUCAUGAAGCUCCAUCUAAACCUCUGGUACAAGUUUCUCUACCAAAACCUGCACCUACGCCCCCUACACCUCCCGUGUAUGAUGCUCCUACAACUCAAGUAUCAGCACCUACACCUUCCUCACAAGUUGCUCCAUCAGCGCCGCCUCGGACUCCUCCACCAAUUAGCCAUGUAGUUCCAUAUGCCGCACCACCUCCAACGCGGGGACCCACACCUCCACCACCACCCCCCAUGAUUGAAGUUCCCCCUCCAGCUCCGCCGAGUAGAACACUGCGUCCCCCACCCCCGGUCCCUGCACCACCUCCUCCUCCUCCGUUGCCUGGAGGUGGUCCACCGAUGUAUGGAGCGCCACCACCACCUCCUCCUCAACCGAUGUAUGGAGCACCAGCAGCAGCUCCACCUCCUCCGCCACCUCCGCCAAUGUAUGGUGGAGCAGCAACAGCACCUCCUCCACCACCUCCGCCAAUGUAUGGUGGAGCACCACCACCACCACCUCCACCGAUGUAUGGCGGAGCACCACCACCACCUCCUCCACCAGGUGGUUUUGGAGCACCUCCAUUACCUGGAGGAGCACCUCCGCCUCCACCGCCACCUGGAGGAGCACCUCCGCCUCCACCGCCACCUGGAGGAGCACCUCCACCUCCACCGCCACCUGGAGGAGGACGUGGACAUCCUGGACCUCCACCGCCGCCCGGAGCACCUGGACCUCCUGGUGGGCCACCACCUCCACCUGGAGGAGGGCGAGGUAUGGGACCAGGUAGAGGACGAGGACGCGGAGGACCGGGAGCACGAAGAUCUAACUUAAAGCCAUUGCAUUGGAACAAAGUGACGAGGGCAUUGCAAGGAAGCUUGUGGGAAGAAUUGCAAAGACAUGGAGAGCCCCAAAGUGUGCCAGAAUUUGAUGUAUCAGAACUUGAGACACUCUUCUCUGCCAUAGUCCCAAAGAAAGCUGCUUCUAAAGAAGCCGACAAGAAAAAGGCUGCAGGUUCAAAACCUGAAAAAAUCCACUUGAUUGAUCUGAGGAGGGCCAAUAACACAGAAAUCAUGCUUACUAAAGUUAAGAUGCCACUUCCUGAUAUGGUGAACGCAAUGUUAGCUAUGGAUGAAGAACUUGUAGAUUCCGAUCAAGUUGAAAAUUGUCUCAAAUUCUGUCCUACCAAAGAAGAGAUGGAGCAACUCAAGAAUUUCACAGGUGACUAUGAGACACUUGGCAAGUGUGAACAGUAUUUCCUGGAGCUAAUGAAGGUGCCACGUAUGGAGGCCAAAUUAAAUGUUUUUGUGUUCAAAAUUCAAUUUAACGUUCAGCUUACAGAAUUCAAAAAGAGUCUAAACACAGUAAACUCUGCAUGUGAUGAGGUGCGGAAGUCCACAAAGUUGAAAGAAAUCAUGAAGAGAAUUUUAUAUUUGGGGAAUACAUUAAAUCAAGGAACUGCUAGAGGUGCUGCUGUUGGAUUCAAGUUGGAUAGUCUUUUGAAACUGACUGAUACAAGAUCUUCAACUAGCAAGAUGACUUUAAUGCAUUAUCUCUGCAAGGUUCUUGCCUCCAAAUCCCCAAGCCUUUUAGAUUUCCAUGAGGAUCUUGUUAGCCUAGAAGCUGCAACCAAGAUACAACUAAAAGUUUUAGCAGAAGAAAUGCAAGCCAUUCUAAAAGGGCUAGAAAAAGUUAAACAAGAACUAGCUGCAUCAGCAAAUGAUGGCCCGGUGUCUGAAGGUUUUCAUAGGACAUUGAAGGAGUUCAUUGGGCAAUCUGAAGCAGAAGUGACAAGUGUAACAAGUUUCUAUUCCAUUGUGGGUAAAAAUGCUGAUGCAUUGGCCUUGUAUUUUGGUGAAGACCCUGCUCGUUGUCCUUUUGAACAAGCUACUCAGACCCUUUUGAACUUUGUGAGGCUCUUCCGAAAAUGCCAUGAUGAGAACGUUAAACAGGCGGAACUUGAGAAAAAGAAAGCAGAGAAGGAGGUGGAAAUGGAGAAAGCAAAGGGUAUUAAUUUAACAAAGAAGGGUGGUGACAAGUAGGGAAGCAUUCAAAUUUUUACUUUUUUUUAAAAAAAGAAAUCCAUGAAAAAAAAUAUAUAUAUUCAUGGAUUUAUUCUUCAUAAGAUCAAGCAAAAAAGCGUGUGGUCAAUGAAGAAUCUACUGCAAGCCAAGUAAGUGCCAACAGAAGAUCCAAAAGGAAUUGUUAUUCAAGUUAAACAAACAUGGCUCAGAGACCUUGAGGUGGCUUGGCUUGCACACACAGCUCUGGUGUAAAUACACACACACACACACACACAUACUCACAGAGCAAGGUGAAAGUGAAGUUGCAUUCACUAUUGAAGGAUGCAGACCAUGAAACCAUAACACAACCAUGGUGAUGGAGAUGGGGAUGGGGAGUCUGUGUUCUCGGGAAUGAUACAAUGAAACAACAUCUGGACUUUAUACUUGGCAUCUCAUGGAGUCGGGUGGAUCCAUGGUGUAUACUAGCAUAACCAUAACCAUAACCAUGUACAUAUAGAUAGAUAGAUUUCUAACCUAACCACAGUCCACAGCCUAACUUAUUCAUUUAUUUAUUCAUCUCUGUAUCAUAACACAACACAAAUUAUUUCUUUCUUUGGUUCCCAUGUAACUAGGUUAGAUUUUUAUUAUUGGGAAACCAAACCAAAAAUUGUUGUAUAUAAAACUAGGAGUAGAAGAGCGAGAACAAAAAAAUAUAUAUAUAUAUAUAUAGGCUAUUUGAGUGUAAUUUUUUUGUAUACAUUAUAGGCGAUUCAAAAUGAGGAAUUUUUUUACUUCAUUAUUUA